Messenger RNA from Poecilia latipinna (sailfin molly), 2048 nucleotides. RefSeq names its product NCK adaptor protein 1b (gene nck1b). Gene Ontology annotation, cellular component: cytoplasm. Gene Ontology annotation, molecular function: receptor tyrosine kinase binding; signaling adaptor activity; ephrin receptor binding. NCBI's taxonomy places the organism in Eukaryota, Metazoa, Chordata, Actinopteri, Cyprinodontiformes, Poeciliidae. The transcript is spliced from 5 exons. Gene Ontology annotation, biological process: cell migration; negative regulation of endoplasmic reticulum stress-induced eIF2 alpha phosphorylation; positive regulation of translation in response to endoplasmic reticulum stress. The record is from RefSeq and is a predicted model, not a curated record. The coding region runs from base 304 to 1488 and encodes 394 amino acids.
CGGUUUCAGCUAGUUAGCUAGCCUAGCCGCUGAGCUCUGACACGGUCUGAUGCAGAAAUGCUCUUCCAACGGGGCGCUGCGUCUAGUCAGCUAGGCUAGCUUCUCGGAUUGGGAAAGAAAAUAUUUGACCGCUGGCUUGCGAGGACUGUGGACAUCCGUUGCGAGCAUCUUUUUCGAGACGCCUGCAUCAAUACAAUAUAUUUAAAAGGAGAUAAGAAGAGGUGGCCAUCAGCAGUCAGGUCUGCAGAAGUAUCAGAACGGCUUGUUCUCAGCUUUGAUGCAGAACAGUCUCCCUAGGUCAAGAUGACUGAAGAGGUGAUUGUCAUCGCCAAGUUCGACUACAUGGCCCAGCAGGACCAGGAGCUGGACAUCAAGAAGAACGAGCGCCUCUGGCUGCUGGACGACUCCAAGUCCUGGUGGAGGGUCCGGAACGCCACCAACAAAACUGGCUUCGUCCCGUCCAACUACGUGGAGAGGAAAAACAGCGCUAGAAAAGCUUCGAUUGUCAAGAACCUCAAAGACACACUCGGAAUUGGGAAGGUAAAGAGCAGGAAGGGAGGGAUGAGAGACACCGCUUCCAACGCCGACACGGAUAUGAGCACCGAUAACGGCGAGAGGCUGUACGACCUCAACGUGCCCGCUUUCGUCAAGUUCAGUUACUCUGCGGAGCGCGAGGACGAGCUCUCUUUGGUGAAGGGCACGCGGGUGGUGGUGAUGGAGAAGUGCAGCGACGGCUGGUGGCGCGGCAGCUACAACGGACGGUCUGGCUGGUUCCCGUCCAACUACGUGACGGAGGACGUGGAUGGGACGGCGGGGGGAGGGGGCAUGGGCGGCCUGGGCGAUCCGGCUGCCGGAUCGCUGACUGAGAAGCUGGUUGACGUGGUAAGAAGCAGCACGAACGGGAACAGAGUGUUGCACACGGUUCAGGCGCUUUACCCCUUCAGCACUGGCAAUGACGAGGAACUGAACUUUGAGCGGGGCGAGGUGAUGGAGGUCAUAGAGAAACCAGAGAACGACCCAGAAUGGUGGAAGUGCCGCAAAGCAGACGGACAGUUGGGCCUGGUGCCUAAGAACUACGUUACUGUUCUUGACUCCAGCUCCCAUAAAUCCACAGCAGGGCCAGCCGGGCCUCCAACGCCUGACUGUGACUACAUCUCGCCCUCAGGCAGCGGGCGCUUUGCCGGGAAGGAGUGGUACUACGGAAAAGUGACGCGCCACCAGGCAGAGGUGGCGCUAAAUCAAAGAGGCACGGAGGGAGACUUCCUCAUCCGAGAUAGCGAGUCAUCGCCAAAUGACUUCUCCAUCUCCCUAAAGGCGCAGAGCAAGAACAAGCAUUUCAAAGUGCAGCUGAAGGAGAACCUUUACUGCAUCGGACAGCGCAAAUUCAACUCUAUGGAAGAGCUUGUCGAACACUACAAAAAGGCUCCCAUCUUCACCAGUGAGCAGGGAGACAAACUGUACCUGAUCAAAGCCCUGGCAGCAUCCUGAUCCGAUCCUCUCACACACACACACACACACACACACACACACGCAUACGUGCACGUGUGCAAGCACACACACAUGCACAGAGAUUAAUGGCUUCCAUAUAUAAAACAGAUCCUUACACCAGAACACACACUAACAUUUCUGCUCCAAGCCUGAAGACUUAACACAUCAUCAGGACUUAAAUGGCCACUUUGUGAACAUUCCAAGAGGAGAUAUGGAAAAAAGCAUGGGAGAGACUUCGAGAGAGGGCUGAAGAAAAGACUUUACAGACCCCGAGAGAUGACUACAGGCCUCUUGGUCGCAUUUUAAAUUAUCCACGUUAGGUCAUAGGCAACGGCAUGUAUUUCACCCUUGGUAUCUAUUAGGGUUUCAUUUAGAUUUCUUUAUGUUGAUAAUAUAUAAUCUUUUUUUUUUUUAACAAUUUCCUUUAAAGAUGUGAUUUUUAUUUUUUUUUUAAACUACACGACUGAGAUAUUUUUAGAUGACGACUUACUCAGAGCCAUGCCUACAAGUCUUACACGUUGACUCACUUUAAUGUUUGUCUUAAAGCUUUUUUUUUUUUU